Parnassius apollo (apollo) is the source of this 234-nucleotide messenger RNA. The record is from the annotation of a GenBank genome assembly. Lineage: Eukaryota; Metazoa; Arthropoda; Insecta; Lepidoptera; Papilionidae.
AUGAGCCGGAAUAUUGGGCACGGCUACGAGCUGAUCUAUACAGGCUCUUCUGGUGGGGAGAACGGUGUGGCAGUGGUGCUUGCCGAGCAUUUCCACGAUAGCAUCUUGGAAGAUAGACGCAUAUACGACCGACUUAUGGUAGUAAGGUUGCUUGUUGAGGGGGUCGUGACCCACUUAAUAAGUGCCUACGUCCCACAGGUCGGCUGCAGCGACGCGGAUAAGACGCUGUUUUGA